Molecule: messenger RNA, 1164 nt
Organism: Periconia digitata
Lineage: Eukaryota; Fungi; Ascomycota; Dothideomycetes; Pleosporales; Periconiaceae
Source: the annotation of a GenBank genome assembly
CUACCCGGUAACCCAGGGUGCUGGGCUGCCGCUAGCGGGGGCUGCGCUAACCUUCCAACAACAUCCAGAUGCUCGACCACCGUUAUCAAUUGCGAUCCUUUCAUUCCGCCGACGGAGUAUUAUCUUAGCACUCUAGGAGUGAAGCGCUCUGCGUAUCACAGCCCGUGGAGACGUUUCCAUGUGCGCCGAUCUUUUCCCAACCACUACCCAGCUUAUUGCAAUCGGAAAAAAACUUUUCAAAGGCGUGCCAUAUUGCAUCAUUCCUUUGGGCCGUUAGUCGUCUGGGUACGCAAUAGUGAGGACGUUUUUCCACAACAGUCGACUUUGAAACUCAAUCCUGGGUUGUCAAGCCCAAUUGGAAGCAGCGGGACACCAGUUCCAGCUCGAGAUUACACAUGCAUUGCGGGGGAGGAGGGGGAGGGGGAUGGGAAGACGGUGGGGUGCGUUCACAGUUGGAAUACGGGAGGGGAUACGUCAGAAACCGACAAUUUCGUCAAGGGAGAAGGCCUUCCUCUCCUUGAACAUGCUGUGGCAGCAGUGAAGGAUAGGGCAACUCUUUGAAUAUAUAAGAGAGUAAGCUUUCUCACCUUCUGCGUUAUACAUCACAACAUAUUCUUGAACAUCACAUUCAUACUCACGCCUUCACUGAAACUUUUGUCAAAUUGUUUGACCUCCCCGAAACCCAUCAUGAAUACCGACUUUGCCGACAUUUCCGAAGACCGCCGCAACGCUACGGCAUCCGACGCUGAACCUACCUCACUCAAUACUUUGAGUGAGAACAUGCUCAGCAGAUUCGACACUCUUUUACGAAAGAUUGAUCAGCUCGAGCAGCAGUCGCGAGACAACAGCAACGCGAUUCUUAGUGUUGAUCGCAGGGUCCAGCAAGUGGCUGGACCCAUUGUAGCAUCCCCGGGUGCCCCACGUUCCUCCGACCGGAUCCACAGACCCAAUCCUCAGGGUCCGUCCCAGAUACCCAUCAUAACGGUAGAGCUUAGGGACGGAGAGUUGCCGUAUUUCUUUUCACCGGACUACCAAGGACACUCAUCAGUCCUCCGCGAGAGCCAGAGACAAAAUUUCGAAGACGUGUCCCUUGGAAAAUUCAAGAAUGCUGGGUUUCCGCUUAGCUGUGUGGAACUCGUGGAUCUCGACCUAACCUGCUGCUGA